AUGAGAUUUAAUAUAGAUGUAUCUAUUAAAAACAUUGAAAGACUAAGAAGGGGUUGUGGAGAUACAUUCCUAAUAAAAGGGCCGAAGACCAAGAUUCCCCGCGAUUGGAAGAAAUUCCUCGGUAAUGGCAAAAACAAGGAACAACUUGUUAACCUUCUACACAAUGAAUGGAAACAAGACAAAUAUGCCCAUCAUUUUCAUGGUAAAAAACUUUACUUAUCACAUAAUGAUCAGUGCACGUUGUUUACUAGCGAAGACGGUUCAACUGUAUAUUAUACUGUACAAGAGGAAGCGGAUACUAACAUUAUUUUACAUUGCUUCCAUGCUUCUCAAUUUUGUCAAGAUAAAUUGCCCAUCAGAAUUAGGUCAUCAAAUACAGAUGUUUUUAUGUUGCUGUUAAGGUACGUCAACGAAAUUGAAAAUGUGUUACUAUUUGAUACAGGAGUUGGAAACAAACGAAGGGUCAGUAAUGUCACCAACAUUUCUGAUAAUUUAGGUGUAGCAAAGUGGCAUGCUAUGUUGAACAUGCAUGCACUAUCCGGAUCUGACACUACCAGUUCUUUUGUUCGUCGUGGAAAGUUGUCAGUAAAAUCUAAAUUAGAAAAAUGUUCUAAAUUCGUGCCUAUCCUUAGGUCAUUAGGAUCAUCAUUUACAGUUACAUAUAAGUUAGUGACAUACUUAGAGGAAUUCGUCUGUUACUUGUACAGUAAUAAAGGAUACAUAGAUAUAAAUAAGCUACGGUAUGAAUUAUUCACACACAAAUACUCUCCUACAGUGACCUCAACGUUGCCAAAUACGCAAGGGGAUCCGUUGCCGUCCGAACUAACCGAUGUUAUGGAAAGCUAUCAUCCAGAUGAGUUUGAAGAUGAAAAUGAGUCAGACCUAGUUAACUUCACAUGCCGUUGUUUGGAAAUUUUUGCUUUCAUUUAUGCUUGCAUAAUUAAGAUUUUGUGUUAA
Messenger RNA from Psylliodes chrysocephalus, 957 nucleotides. The record is from the annotation of a GenBank genome assembly. NCBI's taxonomy places the organism in Eukaryota, Metazoa, Arthropoda, Insecta, Coleoptera, Chrysomelidae.